This is a messenger RNA of Dermacentor silvarum, 4781 nucleotides long. RefSeq names its product fibroblast growth factor receptor 4. The transcript is spliced from 19 exons. The record is from RefSeq and is a predicted model, not a curated record. Gene Ontology annotation, cellular component: signaling receptor complex; membrane. NCBI's taxonomy places the organism in Eukaryota, Metazoa, Arthropoda, Arachnida, Ixodida, Ixodidae. Gene Ontology annotation, molecular function: ATP binding; fibroblast growth factor receptor activity. Gene Ontology annotation, biological process: fibroblast growth factor receptor signaling pathway; positive regulation of cell population proliferation; multicellular organism development. Bases 319 to 2694 code for a protein of 791 amino acids.
GCGGCCGCCGCCGGUCCAGCCAGUUACGAUCCUGUGCUCCGCGCGCUCGGCAGCAGUCCGACGUACGCCUGCUUCUUGCCUCGGCGACUCCGCCGCAUCCCGGAGCACGGACUCACAGGCGUGCUCGCGAGCGCGGUUUCAUCGCGCGUUUAUUGUUUUGGUUUGUUUUUCUCUCUCUCUACCUGGAUUACGGCCCGAGCCUCGUGCCACUUCCUCUGCGCCGGAGGUCACGUCCCUAUGACCACAAUACGUCAUUCUCGACUGAGAUAAGAAGCCGGGGACAUGAUCAGUUGAACGAGGACCCUGCUCCAGCGGACCAUGUGUCACUUCUGCUUCAGAGUCCUAACCUUCUUCAGCCUGCUCUACCUGACAGUGUCACAAAAUCCACCGGUCUUCAAAAAGGACGAUGAAAGGACACUGUACGAGGUGAUGGCGGGCGACACGGUGCGGCUCCGGUGCGCCGUCUCAGGACAGCCGCGGCCCUACUUGGCCUGGUAUCACGAAGAGAGCGAACUGACGACGGCGCCACGCGAGAACAUCCGCGUGUCGCGUCACACGCUCACCAUCCAGAACGCGCAGCCACGCGAUGCCGGCCGCUACUUCUGCAAGGCGAACAACGGCCUCGGCGAAGCCUGGAAGAACUUCACUGUGCGAGUAGAAGUCCUUUCUGGAGACCAAGCAAAAGCCCCGGACAACAUUCUUCACACGAGAAAUGCAAGUGCAGUUACCGCACCGUCUGUCGAUGAAACAACAGAAAUCACGGAAAAGCUAGAGCCACCGACGUUCGUAAAGGUGAAUCCCCAGUUGGUGGUACAGCCAGCGGGAAGCAACGUGGUGUUGCCAUGUAUCGUCAAAAGCAACCCUCCGGCGAACAUCACGUGGCUCAAGAACGACCAGCCACCAACGCGACUGCUGGGAAAAAAGGUUAUUUACCGGACACACAAAUUGUCAUUGAAUGACGUAAUGGUGUCCGACGCGGGCAAUUACACCUGCACGGCCAUCAAUUCUCUGGGGAACAUCAGCUACACCUACACAGUUGAAAUCAAAGAACGAAUUCCACUUCGGCCAAUAAUUUAUGAGGACUCCAUCCAGAACCUGACCGUGUACGUCGGACAGCAAGCACGCUUCGAAUGCCGCUUCAUAAGCGACCUGCAGCCGCACAUUCGCUGGCUGCGGCAUUACUCCGUGAACGGCUCAUACUUCCAGAACGAUGACGAGACUACACCUUACGUCAGUGUCGUUCAGAGUGCGAAUCAGAGCAUAUAUGAUCCUCGAGUCCUCGUGAUCGACAACGUGACGAUGGAUGACGAAGGCUGGUACACUUGUCUAGUUGGCAAUAGCGUUGGCAUCAGCAACAAGAGCGUCUAUUUGAAUGUUGAGCCAUUGCCGCAACCCGAGAAGUCCAGCUUCACGAUGACGCUCCUCAAGCAUCCAUGGAUGUUGGCGCUGGCCACUGUGCUGGGCGUGAGCGCCGUUGUGGGCGUCAUCACCACGCUCGUCUGCCGCUCUGCCAUGCUGUCACUGCAGCAGAAGCUCGAUGUAGCCCAGAAGCAGCAUGUGGUCGUCCGCAAGAAGGUCAUCCUCGAGCGCCAGAUUUCGGAUUCUGGGCACUACGAAGACUCAUCCGUAGCCCCACUGGUCAAGAUCGACCACCAGAGGGGCUUCAUGCCUUCGGAGCUAAACACCGUUUGCGAAUACGAGUUGCCUCUGGACCCCGAAUGGGAAUUUCCCAGGGAAAGACUGGUCCUCGGCAAGCCUCUGGGAGAAGGAGCAUUCGGCCAAGUGGUCAAGGCAGAGGCGUACGGCCUUGGCGACAAGGAAGGACCCACAAUCGUAGCCGUCAAGAUGCUGAAAGAUGGGCAUACUGACAGCGAAAUGGCCAACCUCGUUUCCGAGAUGGAGGUGAUGAAGACCAUCGGAAAGCACAUCAACAUCAUUAACCUGCUUGGAUGCUGCACGCAAGACGGCCCGCUUCAAGUGAUAGUCGAGUACGCCGCCCAUGGGAACCUCCGCGACUUCUUGCGCACCCACCGUCCGAGCUCUGGUUACGAGCAAGCUAUUGGGGCUGACUUGAAACCAAAGACGCUGACGCACAAGGACCUGGUCUCGUUCGCGUAUCAGGUCGCUCGUGGGAUGGAAUACCUCGCCUCGAAAAAGUGCAUUCACCGUGAUCUGGCAGCGAGAAACGUGCUAGUCGUGGAGAACAACGUAAUGAAGAUUGCUGACUUCGGUCUGGCGCGUGACUUGCACAACAUCGACUACUACAAGAAGAAAUCAGACGGACGUCUGCCUGUCAAAUGGAUGGCUCCGGAAGCCCUGUUCGAUCGGGUCUACACCACACAAAGCGACGUAUGGUCUUAUGGCAUCCUUCUGUGGGAGAUCAUGACACUCGGUGGCACACCGUACCCGUCUGUGCCCAUCGAAAAGUUGUUCCAGUUGCUCAGAGACGGACACAGGAUGGAGAAACCUCAGGGCUGUUCGCUUGAAGUGUAUGUGAUAAUGAGGGAAUGCUGGAACCAGUCGCCAUACCAGCGGCCAACCUUCACGGAACUCGUGGAGGACCUCGACCGGAUCUUGACGUUCGCCACGGACCAGGAGUACCUGGACCUGUCUAUUCCUGUGCUGGACACGCCGCCCAGCUCCUCCGAGAGCGACUCCUCUCUCUCGUUCGCCGCGCACCACACGGCCGUGUGAAGAUGCUGCCGACCCCUAGUCGCGCGACCGCUCCCCCGCCUCUCGGCGCCCGAGGCAGGGCCCUGGCCAUCCGCUGCUGGACAGCACGUCCUGCGCAGUGGUGCACGCUUCCGGCGCAAGGCAGCGUCCUCUGUAAAAAGCUGUGAAUAGCUCGAUGUAAAAUGAAAAGUGGAUGUUAUUUAUUAUGUAAAGUAUCGCUCGUUUCAGGGAUAUGACUUCAUGCACAUUACUGUCACGCGAAGCAGCGAACUCGCGCUGGAUCGCGUUAAAUUUCAAAGGUGCCGCAGAGGAUACAAUAGCUAUAUUUUUUUAGCUUAGCUUUGAGCGAGCUUAAGGUGACCGCACAAAGCGGGUAUUCCUGCUAUUUCCUCCCAAGUGCAAUGGUCUCCCAAGUGCAAUGGCAGUUUCCUCAAUGCGCCCCAACAGUGUACGUUGCUCUCUCAAUUGCGCAACGCACGGGCAGCUGGAAAUCGUCUUUCUUCCGGUGUUCCACCAGCUGUUCACGUGCCCGUUUCGCAGUACCCUACAGCACUUCACCUUUGCCUCCACCGUCAUAGUUAUCGCAUAGGGACACCUUCGAAACCGCCGAAUAGCUAUCUGUAGACGUCGACGUUGUAUUUGUGAGGGAAAGAAUACUUUCCAGACCUCACAAAGUGAUGUAUACCGUUAUACAUUUUGUUUCCGAACAAAUUCUACGCGCUCGCUACUUGCGCGUGCGUCCCUGCUUCUGACUGAACCUGAUACGCUAAAGCUCCCUCCAUCCGCCUCGACGUCGAACAAACGCAGAAGCCGAGGCGAACUACAUGGUGCUUAUGCGGUGCCCGCAAGGACGCCUAAACGAGAGCCGGCGCGCUAAGCCAACAGGAGCACCAUAAGCGCGCCUCACGCCAGCUCCAGCGUUGAAUUAACCAGAUGUCCUUGCUCGGCGAAUGCUGAAUUAGGCAAGUAGCUCUGUAAGCAUCGCAUACCCGUAGACAGUCGCAGUAGCGUCUACAAAGUGCGCUCCGCUUGGGAGCGUCACAAUCGCGCUGACUUCUGAACCUCCAGCUGUACGUUGCCAACGUCGGUGCCUCGUACUGAUCAGACAGGGCCGUGCAAAAGGCGAAAAAGUUGUCACUAUAUAAACCGCCUAAAGCUGUCAGGACGUAAUAUACAAUGUCAGAAUCGCAACUCCACGCCGUGUCUUGAGCAGCGAAAAAAUAUAUAUAUACAAAGAAAAGAAAUGCAAGCAGCUCUUCAGCGGCAAAAAACUUAGCCGAGUGUCAUUUUCAGCUCAAAUGGCUCUCGAGUGAGAUUCAAUGGUGCACCUCGGCUUUUGAGCAGGACAAAAACUGCCGCAACGUUGCAGCUUCCUUGCACUGUCGGCCAACCGUGUUAAAGAACAAAGAGUCUGUGAGAAUAUUCCAGCUUGUAAGUGAUUGCAUGUAAAAUAAAAUAUUGGCAUGUGAAAAGAGCCCCACGUUUUUUUUAAGACCUCAUCUGAAACGUCACGAAAGAAACAAACAAAAAAAAUAACACUGAUACUAGAGAAGAAGUAGCCAUGAUAGCCCUCUCAAGCAGCUAGAUAUGUAUUACCUAAUAACAAAAUACUUGCAGGAUUCAAGUCACGGUGGUUAAACAGUUGGUUGAAGCUCUUCUUCACGAUGUUUUCCAGCAAGACGGAAGACUUCAACAAACGAAUGUGCUUUCAUAAUUUUGUGGCACCAAACAACGCUAUUUUGCACGGCCUUGUCUUGUGCAGUGUUUUCAACAGUGUUUAAGGAUGUAAGUGCAAUGCGCGAAAUACAUCACUGUUUACGGAUAUUGCGCAAUGCGCUUCUGUAAACACAACACACAAUUCGUCAAACGUUCUUGCCAGUCUGUGUGUGCUGCAAAAUGUGUCAACUCUGUGACUUACCAUGUACACGCAGCCAGUCGGUAUUCAACACUGAAAAAUAUAUUAUUUUCACAUUGACAUUUGUUGAGAGAGAGAGAGUACAAAUAAUGUUGUCAUGCUCAUCAUGUGUUGGCAUUUAUGUAAAUACCACCUCUUUGCUGUCCACACUUGUUUUGGUUUCUGUAAAAUAAAAUCUGCUUCACAAAUUGAU